Messenger RNA from Melanotaenia boesemani (Boeseman's rainbowfish), 3472 nucleotides. Its product is annotated as netrin-G2. The record is from RefSeq and is a predicted model, not a curated record. NCBI's taxonomy places the organism in Eukaryota, Metazoa, Chordata, Actinopteri, Atheriniformes, Melanotaeniidae.
GGGGGGAAGAAGGGCGGGCACAAGCCUUUCCUCAAACUCAAUAUUUUAUACUUUUGAUACUCCUUGACGCUGGAUUUCAACCCUCUUUUCCCGGCCGCCUCCAUAUCUAGGACAACGAUCUGCCGUGCAGCCAUCCACGGUGUGAUUAAAAAAAAAGUAUCCAGCGGACGACAAAAAACAAACAGUGAGUCGGACAGGCUGCUGAUGGGAGUACAGUGAGGACCGCGGCAGGGGACGAGUACAGUGGAUAGUCGGAGGUGAUUUAUUUGGCCAAACAGGGGGACGUGUGCGGUCUUCACAUAAAGUGUUGACCGGUCUGACAGAUGCCUGUAAGAAGACAAUCAGAGGAGCUCAGCCAAUCUAAAUCAUCCAAUGGCUCUACCUGAAGACGCAGCAACUUGUCCUUCAGCCUCCCCAACAAGCAUUACUGUUCCCCUGCAGGACACCGCUGUCUGAGACAUGGAUCCCCGUGAACAUCUCCCUCCUUACUCCCUGCAACACUAUGGUAAAAGCGUAUGUCGAGACCAGUCUUUCUAACAGUAUCCACCUCUCCACCCACCGCCCAUUUUCUUUGGAAAAGAGGCUGUCCAAACAAGAAAGUUUCCUUCUCUCGAUUCUCCGGGGGGUGUCAAUAUUUGUUCGGCGACACCCAGCGAAAGCUGCAGAUAUAGUGGUCUCCUUCCAUCUGGGGAAUCUCUAAAAGCCAGUUGGCGAACUGAGUCAGUUUAGAUGUACCUCUUCAUUCAAAGUCGUGGGGCGGCAGGGAUAUUCAUUAUUUCUUUAUGAUUCCCACUCCAUGCGCUUUCCCUCUUCUCUGAGUUCCGUGCCCCCUCACCCUGUGCCGGACCCCGCUCCAUUCACCCCCCUACCUGCCAUGCUCCUCCAAGCCGUGUUGCUGUUGCUGCUGCACUGCUUGGCCUCCACUCUGGGCCAGUACGAACUGUGCAAGUCCCUGGUCAGCACGGACGAAGGCUCGGUGUGGGAGCAUUACGCGUGCCAGCCGAGUCCCGCGUCUAUGAAAGACUACAUGCGGAUCCAGGUAGAUCCACCCGGAAUCACGUGUGGAUCCCCGCCUGAGAGAUUCUGCACUCUGGAGAACCCAUACUUGUGUAGUGAUGAGUGUGAUGCCUCAAACCCAGAUUUGGCCCACCCUCCUCAGCUAAUGCAGGACCGUGAACGCAACGGCCUUAUAACCUACUGGCAGACAGUUACCUGGAGACGGCAUCCAGAGCCCCUGCUUGCCAACAUCACAAUGUCCUGGAACAAGAGUCUGGAGCUCACAGACGACAUCCAGAUAACUUUUGAGUAUGGCCGUCCCACAAUCAUGGUACUGGAAAAGUCCAUGGACCAUGGACGCUCCUCGCCCUACCAAUUCUAUGCUGAUGACUGCCUGGAUGCUUUCAACAUGCCAGCCAAACGUGUGCACGACCUCAUCGGCCAUAAACGUUACACGGGUCAUCUAGCACUGAGGCAGUACUCGCGCUGGGUCGGAUCCAAGGAACGACAAGAAAAUGUGAAGUUCGAGGUGCGAGCACGCUUUGCUGUGUUUGCCGGACCUCGGCUCCAAAACAUGGACAACUUAUAUACUCGCAUGGAACGUGCAAAUGGACUGAAGGACUUUUUCACCUUCACCAACCUGAGAAUGAGGCUGCUCAGGCCCGCCCUUGGAGGCACCUACGUCCAGAGAGACAACCUGCUCAAAUACUUCUACGCCAUCUCAAACAUCGAGAUACCUGCCAGGUGCAAGUGUAACCUCCAUGCCUCCCAGUGCCUGCUGAUUGAUGGGAACCUCCAAUGCCAGUGUGAACACAACACCACUGGCCAGGACUGCCAGCGAUGCAAGAAGGGCUUCAAAGCCAAGUCCUGGAAAGCAGGUUCCUACCUACCUACGCCGACUGGAACCCCCAAUACCUGUACAAUUGCUGGUUCUUCCUCCGGUUCUAACUGUGAGUGCUAUGGCCACUCCAACCGCUGCAGCUAUAUUGACUACCUGAACAUUGUCACAUGCGUCAGCUGCAAGCACAACACCAGAGGCCAGAACUGCCAACACUGCAGACUUGGAUUCUUCCGCAACGCCUCUGCCGAACUGGAUGAUGAGAACGUGUGCAUUGAGUGCAACUGCAACCAAAUGGGCUCUGUUCAUGAUCGGUGUAACGGUACAGGCUUCUGCCAGUGUAGAGACGGCGUCACGGGGCCCAAAUGUGAUGACUGCCUACCGGGAUACUACUGGAAACAAGGCUGUUAUGCUAACGUUUGUGACGAGGAGAUGCUUCUGUGCCAGAACGGAGGAACGUGCAGCCAGAACCAGAAGUGUAUCUGUCCUCUAGAGUUUAAGGGGGUACUGUGCCAACAGUCCCGCUGUGAGGCGGGCAAGGACUGCAAUGGCGCCUCAUUGCCGCACCUCUCUACAGCCACCCUGCUGCUCUGCACCCUGCUACCAUACUUGCUGGCCACAUUAUCACCCCACUGAGCCACGAAACCCUCCACACCCCACACCUUUAAACAAAGAACUGUGUGUGUAUGAGUGCAUAUAUAAGGCAAAGGGUGACCCAAAGUAAGGCAGGUCACUUAAGUCAUGGACCUCAACAAACGCACACAGCAGCAUUCUUAUAGAAACACACCUUACAGAACACUACCUAUCCCUAUCCUCCUUGCAAACACACAUACACACACCUCACUGGACUGUUAUGACGCUGAGUGUGUGCUCAGGUGUGAGAAGGACAAAUAAAAGGGAUGACCUCAGAGAAAAGAGAUGCAGUCAAAGGGGAAAAUAAUCAUACCAACCACUGUUCCCUUUAUUCCUCAGCUGGAGCGAUGUGCAUCAAACCAAAAAGCAUAAACAGAACACUUAAAUCACCACUGUUCACUUCAAAGGGAAUGGCUGUUGUAACCACAAGGACCUUUUCUGUUCUUUUCAUUUCCUUCUACGUUGAGUUAAGGACCUCACCUUUGUCAGACUGACAGCCAACGUGUGUGUGGUCGAACUCAGUGUGAGGGUGAGACAUGUCAACUUGAUGGACGGUUCAGGAGGUGCUCCUUUGAUUCUGCUGCUGAGGCCUACAUAGUAUUUUAUCCAGGUUUCAUUUCUACCAAAAGAUGAGACUUGAUUUUGCAUUUAUUCUAUUUCUGCUGCAUUUAUUUUUUAAUUAUACCUUCAGUCAAUGUAUCUAAAUGUGCCCACUAGCAGUCGCUGAGAUUAUAAAUGACAUUAUAUAAUAUCCAGGGGGUUAUGAUUCUAAAAAAUUAGUUACUAUUAUGGUUGUUAUAGGAAUGAGUGAUUGUUGCCACACUUUAAUGAGAUUUAAUCUUCACACAGUAUUCAGGAAACACAGUUUUAACAAGUUUCAGAUAAUCAGAAGUCUAAAGGAGAGACAAAAGAUAUGAACCACGUAUCAAUAUUAUGACAUUAUUUCAAUAUUUUUUGUAGAAAUUAUUUUUGUUUGAAGUUACAAUAAAUGAUAAAAAAAAUACA